GCAACGCGACCGCGACGCUUCUUACACCUUCGUUCCUUAUGUUGGCUCGGCGGACAGUCCAACAGAUAGCUCGCAACAAGCGCCCAUAUUCACAACAUAGUCGCUUCGCUCCGGCCAAAAGAUUGGAUGGAACUCUGACGCAUGUGAAGAGCUUAGAUUUGAGCGAGCCGAUUGUCCUUCCCAGACAAUUCGUUGAUAUCCCAGCAAUCAAUAACUGGUUCACGCCAGCCGGCUCCCCUGAAGAUGAUGGCGUGUGCCACGAGCUGAAAACAUCGUAUCUGGGUCGCCAUGGCUCCCUGUUGGUUCCCCUUGAGUACACGCGCUAUGAUUCCGAUGAAGGCGCUGUAGAUGGUCGAAAGACAAUAGCAACCUUCGAAUCUAUACAGGCUCCAUUAUCUCUUUUGUUGUCCCACAUCUCGAGCGAAGACUACUCGCAACAGCUAUACCUUGCGCAAUGCUCCAUCGAUGAUCUACCCUCCGACUUGCAGGCCGAUUUACCUACCCCCGGAUUGAUCUCAUGCCUUGGCCGAGGCGACAUCUAUGCUUCCAGCAUAUGGAUGGGGCGACCGCCGACGAGUACGCCUCUGCACCGCGAUCCGAACCCGAACCUGUUCGUACAACUAGUUGGGAAGAAGGUCAUUCGCCUCGUGAGGCCAAAGCAGGGCAGACAUCUCUACGACCGACUAAGAACACAGAUGGGCCAUGCGCACAUGCGGGGCGAAGAGAUGAUGGUGGGAGAUGAGAGAAAUAGGCUGCAUGAUGUGGUCUGGAACGAGAAGGAGGUCAAUGGCGUCUCUGCCAGCGGUGUCGAGGCCAGGAUAGAGGGCGGAGAUGGUCUUUACAUUCCACAUGGGUGGUGGCACGCUGUCGAAAGCAUUGGGUCGCAUGCAAACGCUUCAGCGAAUUGGUGGUUCAGAUGAAGCCGGGUGAGGUGACGACACAGCAUCGUGCCUUCCUUCGCGUUGUGUUCAGUACCACGCGCUUUCCAUACCAGAAACGCAGCUUCUUCGCACGCAUCCGCUGCAGCCACACUCUCACUCCAUCCUCAAUCACCCUUCACUUACGAUGGACUUUGUGCUCCGUUGUAAUGAUCUGAAAUGCCGCGUUCAGCUGCGCGAGCAAGCUGUGGUGACAACAUGCAGGUGAGCUGCGCUCAAGCUUGUUCCUCUGCUUGCUGCUUUUUACUUACAUAGAGGGAAGUCACGCCUUCUGUACGAAUUGUGCGGAAUCGACAGGCCUUUCGCGCUCCUCCAGCGGGAUCCGAGCGUGCCCGGCUUGCCACACGCAGCUCGUCAACCCUGCUGAUGUCGUUGUUGCUAUG
This is a messenger RNA of Paraphaeosphaeria sporulosa, 1321 nucleotides long. Its product is annotated as Clavaminate synthase-like protein. NCBI's taxonomy places the organism in Eukaryota, Fungi, Ascomycota, Dothideomycetes, Pleosporales, Didymosphaeriaceae. The coding region runs from base 39 to 920 and encodes 293 amino acids. The record is from RefSeq and is a predicted model, not a curated record. Gene Ontology annotation, molecular function: 2-oxoglutarate-dependent dioxygenase activity. The transcript has a single exon.